This is a messenger RNA of Paraphaeosphaeria sporulosa, 1476 nucleotides long. RefSeq lists its product as uncharacterized. Lineage: Eukaryota; Fungi; Ascomycota; Dothideomycetes; Pleosporales; Didymosphaeriaceae. The annotation marks the transcript as partial. The transcript is spliced from 2 exons. The record is from RefSeq and is a predicted model, not a curated record.
AGUGCUUGCUUAAGCACCGGUAACCAAGACAGCAUCAACCAGCUGCUACAGCAAGGCGGCGCAAACACCAUUGUAUCUCUCUGUCCUGGGUCUACCAUCUCCAUCACCGAUUCCAUCGUCUUCACCGCCCCCGGCCAGGAAAUUUCCACCCAAGGCUACCCCACAGACACCGCCAGAGCCACCAUCAUCAUCCUACCCGGCAGCUCCGUCUCAGCCGCCAUCCGCGGCAACUGGCAAGACGGUGUCAAAGUCCUGAACGUCCAGAUCGACGGCAACCGUCCCAAUGCCGGACUCUAUACGGGCCCGGGUGCAGACGCCCUGCUCGAAAUGGGUGGCGGGACGACAGACCAGACGGUCUCUCACGUCGUAGCUAAAAACACAAGGAGCUGGAGCUGCAUGCACUUCAUCGGGUCCGGGCAGGAAGACAAUCCGUGCCGCAAUGCGAAUAUCACGUUCAACACCGUCGGGCCGUGUGGUGACGAGGGGCACGAUGCAGAUGGUAAUGCGCUGUGGGCUGAUGGGAUGAGCAUCGAGUGCGUGACGUCCACUGUCACAGACAACACCAUCACCGCGCCCACCGACGGCGGCAUCGUAAUCUUCGGCGCGCCGGGCUCCCACUUCCUCCGCAACACCAUCACCUCUCCUUCCACCGCCCUCGGCUUCGGCGCCAUCAACAUGGUGGACCCUACCUACGGCGGCAACUACUCCAACGUGGUCGUCGCCGACAACACCAUCGUGGGCGUUGCACCUGGGUUCUUCAACCUCGGCAUCGGCAUCGGGUCCCAGAUCUGGUCGAACCCGCACUACGAGCCCACGAACUUUGGGCCCACGACGGUAAGCAACAAUGUCUUCCGCGGCGCCAUCGGGUUCAGUGUGGUGGUGAACGGGUGGGAGGGGGGCUUGACGGCACAGGGGAACGACGUGGGAGGAGUGCAUGCGCCGAGCAGCGACACAGCGGAUGCGUCGGGCUGCGGCGCGCAGCAGCAGGCCUCGUUCGCUGCGAGCGAGCAGCUCAUCGUGUAUGCACCGGGUGUCCGCGGCCCGUCGAGCAUCCAGGAAGAGUUUGUGCGCAUCCCGAAUAACGGGAGCAACUGGCUGUGCUUGGCACACCCUCUCCCCUCACAGCGCUCCUUCGCUCCGCAGAGCCUGUUCGUCACAGCGCAGCAGUCGACGGUCGUCGACCUCGGCGGUUUCCACGUGCAGUUUCAGGGCGAUGGGAAUCUCGUUGGGCUCGAUACUACAGGGGCAGCGUGGACGCCGCGGUGGGCGACGAGCACGUCGUCUGCUGCUUGUGGGGAGGAGGGGGAGGACUGUCUGCUUGCGUGGGGCGCAGAUGGGAAUUUCGUGCUGUAUGAUGCGAAUGGGCCGUUCUAUGACAGUGGGACGAGCGGGAGGGGUGCGGAGUUGACGUUCUAUAACAGGGCGCCUUGGGUUGCGAUUACGGAUGCCGCAGGGAAGCAGAUAUGGAAGGUUGGC